Molecule: messenger RNA, 3930 nt
Organism: Gasterosteus aculeatus aculeatus (three-spined stickleback)
Lineage: Eukaryota; Metazoa; Chordata; Actinopteri; Perciformes; Gasterosteidae
Gene: snx17
Product: sorting nexin 17
Biological process (GO): endocytic recycling; intracellular protein transport; signal transduction
Cellular component (GO): early endosome
Molecular function (GO): electron transfer activity; heme binding; phosphatidylinositol binding
Source: RefSeq, a predicted model, not a curated record
GGGCCACCAGACACACAGAAUGGCUCAACGGCGCUGGCACAUCGCUGCGAUAUCUGCCACAAUGUAUCCGUGAGUUUCCGUCGUCGUCGUCGUAUAUAUUUUUCUUCAGCGAAUGCAGGAGACACGCCAAAUACGUCCAACCACAAAAAGUGUAACUGUCUCCCCUCAUAUUCCAAAAGGUUUGCCUUUUCGGUUCGGCGACGCUGUAUGUUUUUUUUUUUUUUAAUUUUUUUUUUUUAAAGGAAGCAAUUGCACCUCUGCCGCAACUCCAUCUGCUUACGCAAAUGACCUCAGUCACCUGUGCGCGUUGAAACUCGAAUGCAACAGUAGGUGUUUUUUUUUUAAGUUAUCACGAAUGAUUUAAAAGUGGGUUAAGGGGGAUUUCUCCAACGCCGACACUUGGAAGGUGCAAUUACUUAACACUUGCAACAUGGCUGCUGCUGCUGCCGCUGGGACGGCGGCGAGAAAAGUUUGACACUGACGCGGGAGAAGUUUUACGCGAAUGCCAGUCGGUACGUGAGUCGCUGGUCCGGAUAUUAAAGUGCUCCGCCGGCGCGCGACUUCGGGCUCCAAACCUGCAGAUAAACCGUGCGAGAGCCUCUUCUUCCUCCUCCUCCUCCUCCUCCUCCGUAGUCCCCUGCAGUGGAGUUUUUUUUGUUUUUUUUGGAGGGGGGAAAACUGGUGUCUCCAUCGUAAAAAUCCGUGUUGGCGAUUUUUAAAUUUUUGUCGUCAGACACCGGAGGGGGGGGCUUGUGUUUCUCCAGCUGAGAUGCAUUUUUCCAUACCGGAGACGGAGGUUCGUUCGGGAGAAAAUGGAUCAAGCUAUGUGGCCUACAACAUCCACGUCAACGGCGUGCUGCACUGUCGGGUCCGCUACAGUCAACUCCUCGGCCUCCACGAGCAGAUAAAGAAAGAAUAUGGCAGCAAUGUGGUGCCUGCGUUCCCUCCAAAGAAGAUCUUCACUUUGACUCCUGCUGAGGUCGAACAGAGACGAGAACAGCUGGAGAAAUACAUGCAGGCCGUGCGUCAGGAUCCGUUGCUCGGAGCCAAUGAGAUGUUCAACAGCUUCCUACGGAAAGCCCAGCAGGAGACGCAGCAGAUUCCCACGGAAGACGUCUCCCUGGACAUCUGCCUGUCCAACGGUCAGAAGGUCACCGUCAACAUUCUGACUUCAGAUCAGACCGAGGACGUCCUUGAUGCUGUUGCAACAAAGCUCGACCUUCCUGAUGACCUCGUUGGUUACUUCAGUCUCUUCCUCAUCCGUGAGGGGGCGGACGGGGGUUUAACGUUUGUGCGAAAGCUGCAGGAGUUUGAGCUGCCUUACGUGUCCAUCACCAGCUUGCGGAACUCUGAAUUUCACAUCCUCCUACGGAAAAGCUACUGGGACAUGGCGUACGACGGUGAUGUCAUGGACAACCGGGUGGGCCUGAAUUUGCUGUACGCCCAAACGGUGUCGGACGUCGAGCGAGGCUGGAUUCUCGUCAACAAAGACCAGCACAGGCAGCUCAAGUCUCUGCAGGAGAAGGGCUCCAAGAAAGAGUUCAUCCAUCUGGGUCAGACGCUCAAAUAUUACGGCUACAUCAAGUUCGACCCCUGCGUCACCGACUUCCCCGAGAAGGGCUGCCAAGUCAUCGUCAGCGCCGGCAGCAACGAGCUCAACUUCCACGUCAAGCUGCCCAGUGAGCAGAUGAAGGAGGGAAGCUUCAAGGUCACGCGCAUGCGCUGCUGGCGAGUCACGUCCUGCCAAGUCCCGACAGCCAACGGCACCACCAAUCCCUGCAGCGCGUCCAAAUGCGAGGUCAAACUGGAGCUGUCCUUCGAGUAUCUCAUGAGCAAGGACCGCCUGCAGUGGGUCACCAUCACCAGUCAGCAGGCCAUCAUGAUGAGCAUCUGCCUUCAGUCCAUGGUGGACGAAUUAAUGGUGAAGAAGUCAGGCGGCAGCAUUAAAAAGAUGCUGAGGAAACGACACAACUCCAUCCAGCGCUCAGACAGCCAGCAGGCUGUGAAAUCUCCCCCUCUACUGGACUCUCCGGACCCGAACCGGGAACAAAUCGUCAAACUCUCAACCAAGCUGGGCUCUGUGUCCCUCCGGGGGAUCAGCGCCUCCAACUCGGCAAACGACAUCAGCGGGAAUGAUUUCCAUGGCAACUACGCUUUCGAGGGGAUUGGGGACGAUGACCUGUAACCCCCGAUUCGCCCUCCUCCGCCCCUUCUUCAUUCCACUGUCAGCGACCAGGACGACAAAGAUCGAAAGACCAGCCGAGCGACAUUUUUGCAACAUUGUAGCUUCCUCCUGGAGAAACCGCUGCCUUAAGAGCUCUCAUUUAAUCCUUUCUUGAUUUCUAUUUGUUUCAAUCAUCAUAUUCAAUGGAAAGUUUCACAGGGAUUACUGAUCCAUAGAGGAUACGUGUGAGGUUCCACAAUGCUGUUCAAUACGUGAAGUCAAUUAAUAUACUAAAAACAAAAAAACAACCCCUGCUAGAUCCUGGAUUCCUUUUUCCCAACGCGAGAGCUGAAUGUUAAGUGAGACCCGGCACUAGUGAUGACACAGCAGAACCGGACAUGUGACCAGUUCUCGAAAUGACCCCCAGAGUCUGUCGAAAUGUGUUCAAAUUGACCUGUAGACUAUUCAGAGCAACCGCCUACUCGUACGGAUGGUCGACGUUUGGCUCGGCUGUAUACCAAAAUGUUUUUAUACUGUUGGUGAUCCUCCGCGUGUCACUACUACUCGUGUGCCAAGUCCAUAAAUGUUUUCAGCUCCCGUUUGUCACUCAUGCUGCCUUCAGAAAUGGUUUGCUGCCUUAACUUUAGCUUGUCAUGUAGAGAGACGUUGGGGAGAAGCUGCAGACAAACGGCGGCGGCCGGCGUUCCCUUGAAUCUUGCCGAGCUCGGCAGAAGGUUGAUUCGGCCGAGCCGCUUGCACUUGCUGAACCAUCUUUUUUGCACAGUAUUACAGGUGGAGAUGAAUGUUUGAGUGGAAGCUUGAACAUGACUUCAAACAUUGAGUGGAGAUUAUUUUUGUCCAAUGGGUCUAAAUCCAUCGAUGAUUUUUCUCUUCAUUAUUUUUAAACAAUUUUUUUUAAAGGUUUCUCAUGAAUGCCAAAUUAUAGUUUACUAAAGCAUUUUGCACAAAAUAAACAUCAAUUAUGACAAUGUCACUUUUUAUAUUAUGUACAUGCAAUUAAGUAUUCUGAACAUUUACUAAUAUCUUUAUCACCAAUAGCUUGUUGUAAUCACAUAGAUCAAAUGUAAUCUAAGCUGUAUAGGACGAGUUUAAAUGGACUAACGUAUCUUUUUGUUUACAUAAUGUUUAGGGGACUUUAUUAGUUUAAAUGUAAAGUGUUUACAAAUUGUGCAUCGGAUUUCCUUUUUGUCUCGUUCGCUUUGCGGCGCGCUCACUGCAAUCUGAAUGUGCGUUGUGCCAAUCAUCUCGGAGGAUUUAGUUGCAACGGGUGCUUCGGCGAAGUGGGCGGAUGUGAUCUCAAUUGCUGGAGUGAAAAAAGUUUUAUUAGGAGCAGGCAACAAAAAUUAACGUGUCCCUCGGUUUCAUUAGACACUUUGUUUUUUCUAUAUAUAUAUAUAUAUAUAUUAUACUUUUUAUUGCCGCAUCUAAAUGUAAAUCGAUGGCCACCGAUCAGCAUCUUUCCCCCUCGCUGGUAGCCAGAACUGUAGAAGGAAAUGUCUCCAGCCUCCAGCUGCUUUCACAGUAGAUGGAUGUGGACACCACGAUCCAUUUUUAUUUCGUAUUGUUCCUGUGCACGUACACAAACUGCCAGGACCUGGAUUUUAAUAAAUGUGUAGUUGCCAAAUUAAAGUGAAUUCUUCAUCAGCAUAACUUUCCCAGAAACUGUCAAAAUGUCUGAUUUGUAUUGUGUUUUUGAUUUUAGUUGAAAGGUUGGUGACGACUGAAAUAAACUCAAAUUUCGAUGA